AUGUCCCGUCUAAUGCGUGCUGAUGCCACACUACAAACAAUAUCGCUUUCACGUACCGACACCGAUGCUCCGGCGCCUCCUGGCUCCAUCUGCCUGAUUCCUGGCGACGGGCCCGAGGGCAGAACUAGUUUUCUCCUCAGCAUAAAAAAAAACGAGAUCACACUCCUUUUAACUCUAAAGAUGAACAGGAAGCUGACGCUGGGUGCUGGUCCCAAUUUGGUCCCAGACGUGUCCGAUAUUGACCUCCCUAUAUUCUGGACA
Molecule: messenger RNA, 261 nt
Organism: Iphiclides podalirius (scarce swallowtail)
Lineage: Eukaryota; Metazoa; Arthropoda; Insecta; Lepidoptera; Papilionidae
Source: the annotation of a GenBank genome assembly